AUGGCGUUCGCUAUGGACGCCGCACCUUCCUGUUCUACCGCAACGACGGAGGAGGAGGCGGGGAAGACGAUGGUGGCGCUGGGCGGCAUGCAGAACAUGGCGUGGGCCUCGGACACGUCCAAGUUCGGCUUUAAGAUGCUGGUCAAGAUGGGCUGGUCGGCGGGGAAAGGGGUGGGCAAGGAGCUGCAGGGACAGGCUUCCCACGUGAAGAUCCGACGACGUUCCGAGAAUUUGGGUGUGGGCUGCAGCCUGAAGCAGGCAGAAGUGCAGGGCUGGUCGGAGACGGUCGAGGGCUUUGCCGAUGUGCUCAAGACACUGAACAAGUCGUACGGGAACCUGUCCAACCUGGAUGCCGACAGCUCUGACGGGAGCUCAAGUAGCAGCAAGAAGAAGAACAAGAAGAGCAAGAAGGAGAGCAAGAAGGUGAAGAAGGACAAGAAGAGCAAAAAGUCGGGUGCUGAAAAGACUUGUGUCUCUCGAAAGCUGCACUACCGGAAGCGACAGACGAACAAGGACGCCAAGAACUACGGAGCUGCUGAAAUGGCGGCUAUCUUGGGCGUCGCAGCUUCUGCCUACAAGCCGAGCGUAGAGUAG
Messenger RNA from Peronospora matthiolae, 594 nucleotides. The record is from the annotation of a GenBank genome assembly. Lineage: Eukaryota; Oomycota; Peronosporomycetes; Peronosporales; Peronosporaceae.